Molecule: messenger RNA, 378 nt
Organism: Punctularia strigosozonata HHB-11173 SS5
Lineage: Eukaryota; Fungi; Basidiomycota; Agaricomycetes; Corticiales; Punctulariaceae
Exons: 1
Source: RefSeq, a predicted model, not a curated record
AUCUCUCUGCAGCCCAACUCGCUGUACAUCUUUCUGAUUCAGAUCCUGUCGGUGGACCCCCACUGGUCUCUUUUCAUCACAGAUGCCGCCGGCGUUGCGACGAGGUAUCAUUGGUCGGUAGCUCCCCGCCGCAGUCUCAACGAACCCAUCGAGUGCUAUGACGCCAGAGUCAUCAAUCCGGUCAGGGAGGUCACGAAUGGCGGCAAGAUGACUCUCGGCGUAGUCCGAAUCAUGAGCUACUCUCCACCCCAACCCGGGUUCGAUUUCAAUGGUCUUUUUUCACAAAUCUACCGCGGCAUUAGCUACAACACCGUUCAGAUGAAUCGGCUCAACCAUAUUUCCUGCUGGGAAUGGGUUCUGGAAGCCCUGAACCUGCUU